UAUCUGUACGUAAAAACUUAUUUUGUAUUAUACAUAGUACAAUUGUUAUUGCACGUAAUUUUUUUCACACUCGUAUAUACCUCCAUAUUGUUUAAUGUUUUCAUUGUUAAUGUUGAAAUUUCGAUGAAUAUAUUUUGCUUCUAUAAAUUAACGAAGUUCAAUAGGUUAAAUUGAUUCAAAAGUUAUAAUAAUGUAAAUUAAUGAUAGCUAUAUCCAAGUAUUUGUCGGAGUUUUAGAAAAGUUAGACACAUUUUAAGAUAAACUGUGUUCUUCUUUGGCAAAUCUAGUACAUUGUUAAUGAUGUUUCGUCUUCAAACUAAAUGUUUUUCUUUGUGUGGUGUUACACGUGUAAUUUCAAAUAUAAAAUAUUUUCCUAGAUGUUCAUAUUAUUCGAAUACAGAUAUCAAAGAUCAAUCAAUUUCUUCAAAAUUAUUUAUUAUUCAAAAAAGAAAGAAAUCUAUUUAUCAAGUAAUUGACAAACAACAUGCUUAUCAUUAUCAUCCUAGUAAUAAGCCAUUGAGAGAUGAAACAAUCGGUCAAUUGUUAGAAGAAGCUGCAAAAAAAUGGUCUAAUCACGAGUGCAUAGUUUCUCAUCAUCAAAAUAUACGAUUAACUUUUUCCGAUGUGCUUCUUCGUGUUGAUAAAUUAGCAGCUGGAAUGAAGAAAUUAGGUUUCCAGAAAGGCGAUAGAAUUGGCAUAUUUGGUCCGAACGAUAUCGAGUGGUUUAUUACAUUUCUUUGUGCCACUAGAUUGGGUCUUAUUACCGUUGCAAUCAAUUCGGCUUAUCAACGAGAUGAAUUAAUUUAUUGUUUACAAAAAGUUGGAGCCAAAGGCAUCGUCUUACCUGCGAAAUUUAAAACACAAAAUUACGUGAACAUGGCCUUGAGCGCCAAAGAAUUUUGUCCCGACUUGGAGCAUAUCAUUGUAUGGUCAAAGGAUCACGUAACUGGUACCCGCCGUUUCGUAGACGUAGAAUCUUUAGCAAGCAAAAUCGAGGUUGAAGCUGUCUCUGCGGAACAAGGUAACGUCUCCUCUUACGACGCCUGUAACAUACAGUUUACUUCCGGAACGACUGGAAAACCGAAAGCUACCUUACUGUCUCAUAGAUCCUUCGUGAAUAACAGUGAACAGGCAGUGAACAGAAGAGAGUUACAACUGGGCCACAAAAGUUGUUUAAACGUUCCGUUAUUCCACGCAUUUGGACUUAUUUUUGGGCAAAUAAGUGGCAUACUUUCAGGUUGUACGACGAUUUUAGAAUCACGUUCGUUCGAUCCUGUUAAGUCCUUACAAGUUAUGGUCGAAGAAAAAUGCAACGUGACUUAUGGAACUCCAACAAUGUGGAUAAACUUGAUAGAUACUCAACAACUAUUACGUUUGCCUGUACAAGCUCGUAUGGGUGUAAUCGGUGGUGCAUCUAUACCUUGUGAACUCCACAAACGUAUUAAGGAUGUCCUUGGUAUCGAUGAUAUGAAGAUAAUUUAUGGGCUCACUGAACUUACAGGAGUUACUUUUCAAAGUUUACCUGGAGAAGAUAAAACAUUAACUCAGAACACGGUGGGAUAUGCAUCGGAUAAUAUCGAAGUUAUGGUCGUUAAUGAAAAGGGUGAUCCAGUACCAUUUGGAUCACCAGGUGAACUUUGGGUACGUGGUUAUAGUUCUAUGAUUUGUUAUUAUAAUGAUCCCGAAAAUACUAAAAAGACUUUGACCGAGGAUGGCUGGUUGAAGACUGGUGACCAAUUUAUUUUACAAUCUAAUGGAUAUGGUCAGAUCGUAGGAAGAAUAAAGGAUAUUAUUAUUCGCGGAGGAGAAAAUAUUUUCCCUAGGGAGAUCGAAGACUUUUUAAUUACUCAUCCAAGUAUAGCAGAAGCUCACUGUGUAGGAGCUUAUGACGAAAUAUUUGGAGAAGAAAUUUGCGCAUGCAUUCGUCUUUUUAAAGGUACGAGUUUAAGCAAAGAGGAAUUAAAAGCAUAUUGCAAAGGGAAAAUAGCACAUUUUAAAAUACCAAGAUACGUUGUCUUCGUCGAAAAAUAUCCGAAAACUAUAAGCGGAAAAAUACAAAAGGCUAAACUUAAAGAGGAAUUAGAAAGUAAAGGUGUUAUACCUACCACACCUAAAUAAAAAAAAAAGCAACAUUUAAAUAUUUAUUUUUAUAUGAAAUAACAAGAAUAUUUCAUUAAAGCAAAUU
This is a messenger RNA of Vespula pensylvanica (western yellowjacket), 2185 nucleotides long. It is a transcript of the gene Acsf2, whose product is annotated as medium-chain acyl-CoA ligase ACSF2, mitochondrial. Lineage: Eukaryota; Metazoa; Arthropoda; Insecta; Hymenoptera; Vespidae. Gene Ontology annotation, biological process: fatty acid metabolic process. Gene Ontology annotation, molecular function: medium-chain fatty acid-CoA ligase activity. The record is from RefSeq and is a predicted model, not a curated record. The transcript is spliced from 9 exons. Bases 298 to 2118 code for a protein of 606 amino acids.